CAGAAGUAGGCGUUAAGACUGACGUGCCUGCCUGAUAGUAAUACUGAAGACGUGUUCCCCAGUCAGUUUGGUCACCAAAAGUUAUUUCAGCAUCCACCAAGAUGGGAAUCCGAAAAAAGAACAGUAAGAACCCUCCGGUGCUCAGCCAUGAGUUCGUGAUCCAGAACCAUGCAGAUAUUGUAUCUUGUGUUGCUAUGGUUUUCCUGCUGGGUCUGAUGUUCGAGAUUACAUCAAAAGUAGCGGUUUUGUUUAUAACUGUGCAAUACAAUGUCACCAUUCCAGCAAAUGGGGGUCCAGAAGAAGCAGUUGUGAAUUACUUCCACUAUGGUCUUAAAGAUAUUGCCACUGUCUUCUUCUACAUGCUGGUGGCCAUCAUCAUGCAUGCCAUUAUUCAGGAAUAUGUGCUGGAUAAAAUCAACAGAAAGAUGCACUUCUCCAAAACCAAGCACAGCAAGUUCAAUGAGUCCGGUCAGCUGAGUGCCUUCUACCUCUUCUCCUGCUUGUGGGGAGCCAGUAUUCUUGUCUCUGAGAACCUCCUGUCCAACCCUGUCAGUCUGUGGGAUGGCUACCCGCACGUUCUCAUGCCGUUCCAGAUGAAGUUCUACUACAUCUGUCAGCUCGGCUAUUGGCUCCAUGUUAUCCCAGAGCUCUACUUCCAGAAAGCCAAGAAAGAAGACAUUCCUCGUCAGCUUGUUUAUAUAAGCCUUUACUUGGUCCACAUUGCAGGAGCCUACAUUCUAAAUCUAAACCGGUUGGGCCUGGUUUUGCUGGUUUUGCAUUACUUUGUUGAACUCCUCUUCCAUGUAUCUAGACUGAUUUACUUCAGUAAUGAGGAAAGGCAAACUGGGUUUACAAUGUGGGCUGUUUUGUUUGUGCUGGGCCGGUUGUUGACUCUUUCCCUGUCUGUUCUCACUGUGGGCUUUGGGCUGGCUGGAGCAGAGAAACAGGGUCUGAACCUUGCAGAGGGAAGCUUUAAUGUGCUAUUUGUUCGGGUGACUGUACUGGCUGCAAUCUGCACCACUCAGGCUUUCAUGAUGUGGAAAUUUAUCAACUUCCAGCUGCGACGGUGGAGAGAACAAGCACAGACUCAAGUCAUAAAGAAGAAAUCAACGUCUUCUAAGAGCAAAUCGAAGAAAGCCAAUGGUGUGAACGGAUCUGCCAGCGGAGCAGAUUCCCCCAGAGCGAGGAAGAAGUCAUCAUAAACCAUCCCAAUCCCUCCACUUUCUUUCCUGACUCUGUAAUGUUCCAAAAAUGAUUUCUGUAUUUGUUUGAAGCUGCAAUCCGUAAAUCAAAUGACCGUGAUCCAGCCAUGCCUACAAAGAAAAUAUGAAAGCUGUGGGACAAUGUAACUUAUUUAAAAGUGCCUAACCAUACAUAAUUAUGACAACAGAGAGGGAUAAUCCAGUAUUUUAAUUCAAGUUUGAAAUCAGGGUUAUAUUUAAAGUUCUCCUGAAGGCUCACAGUUUUUGUUGAUUUGAUUUAUGCAUUUGGAAAGAUCUCUGCUUCAUUUGCAUUGUGGUAUAAAAGCUUUGUCCAUUUUUUUUUCUUUUUUCACACUUUUUUUUUCUUAUUAUGUUUUAUUUUUUAACAGAACGUUAAUUAAAUUAUUUGCACUGCACUGCCUAAUUGGUCAAGCCAAGCAAAUAGUUUAAUGUUCCACAAUAACUCAUUAUUUAGCAAAGAAACAAAAGCAUUGUACUUUUGUUGUGCCAAUAGAUUCUGCAUUUUAAUCCUGAACUCUGCACAGCUGACUUUGCUGUCUAGGUAAACACCUGUUAAAAAUGGCAAACCAUUAAGUGUAAAUCUGGUGAGAUUUUGAAACUAGGGUAAGAAUGUUCGAACAUUUCUCAGAUAAUUACAUCAGCAUGUUUUGUUUAAAGAAAAAUUAUAUAUACAUAAAGGUGGAAUUUCAAUAAAGAAAUAAGCAUCAACUCAUUUCUUUUACCUAUGAACAACCUAUUACAAAGAUAAGCAGUUGAUAAAUGUUUUGUUACUGUUAUGUUUUCCAUGUAUUUAUCCGUCCCCUUUGUAAUGCAUUAGUUGUGAGUCAGAUAUACCCUGUUGUUUCUGCAUUUGCAGUGUAAAAAAAAAAGGUCAAGACGUUUUCAAAAUGAGUUCUUCAAAGGUAGAAAUAUAAAUAGACUUU
Molecule: messenger RNA, 2146 nt
Organism: Xyrauchen texanus (razorback sucker)
Lineage: Eukaryota; Metazoa; Chordata; Actinopteri; Cypriniformes; Catostomidae
Gene: tram1
Product: translocation associated membrane protein 1
Exons: 11
Coding region: 102-1202 (366 amino acids)
Biological process (GO): protein insertion into ER membrane; SRP-dependent cotranslational protein targeting to membrane, translocation
Cellular component (GO): endoplasmic reticulum membrane
Source: RefSeq, a predicted model, not a curated record